AUGUCGGAACCACUACUAGUCCCGAUCCAGCUAGACGCCUUUGUGCUCAACCCAGCAGUCUGCGGCGACCCAAACAAACCCGAAAGUCGGAUCUGUCCUAUCACCCAACCCAACUACACCUUCCUUCGAUACGAGGAUUUUGUCGCCGAAAGUGACGUCCAGCCACACGCUGACCUCCACAAUGCCGCCCCAGCCGACCACAACUCCCGCAUGACGGACCUGGGCACUGGUCAGUAUCGCCGUAAUCGACAUGGAGUUUAUAUCCACUGGAGUCUUCCACGGGCGUACCGGGCGGGUGUCUCCCUGACAGAUUCGGUAGGGGAUAAAUCGCGUCGCGACCAGGAGCGCCAGCGUCAUGGUCUGGGGAGGGAAACGGAUGAUGCGAGGCCGUCUGCUGCGGCGGAAUAUAUCGAUCCUCCGACGAGGUGGUUGGUGGUGAGAAAACUUGAUCUGGAUACGAUUCAACCGGUCGAAGCAAAGGAGAACUUUGAGGAAUACACCGCGUGGGUGAUUGAAGGAGACUACUUGUGGAAGUUGGAUGAUAUACCCGCGCACUACGAUCUCCAGGUCGAUGUAUCUCCUUUUCUGGCCGGCGAUCCUGACAAAGAGGUGGAUGUUAGGGCGCAGGCCGAGGUGUUUAUCGGUCGCAAAACCCCACUGAAGAAAUGGUUGGAUGAUGCCCCUAAAAAUCCGCCUCGGAUCCCAUUACUGGGCAGUGGAAACCAGCUCUUUGCGGACUUCCAACAGCACAAUUCGAAUGUGUUUAGUAUGGUGGAUAAUUUUUCAUAUGGGGAUGAGACAAGCCCACAAUACCUGGACGUCGCUGAGGCCAGUUACUAUGUGAUUGGGUGGCACAGGAAUGAUGAAGCAGAUCCUCUGUGGAUGGAAAACGAUCCUCCGCCCCGUGCUGAGAGACUCAACUCCCUUUUUAUGUCACUUCAGGGGAACGAGAAGGCUUGGCUUGAUGCUACAGGUCCAGCUCGUUUACUGUGUCAUGGCGCUAUGUAUAGUGUUCAAUGGGACUGGAACAAGAAACCAAAGACGCCUGCUGAUGAAUUUGCCCGUCGUCUUCAAGACCAGAACAACCCUGCUGUAUCGGUCGGAACAACUGCGUUGGAUUCAUUGAUGACAUACUGCAAGGCAAGAAGAGGGGAUGGAGGUGAUUUUGAUACAGCCACUAAGUUGGAGAAAUUGAUUCUUGCCGUUCAGGUUCUUCUCCAUACCAAUGAUGAUGGAGUCGAAGGCCAGCGUGAAGCGAUAGAUACCCUGUAUAAUUGGAAUUUUACUCGUUCCCCUGGUGGAAUUCGGUACUUCCUGGCCACGAGUGAUGAUGCACAGGCCAAACCGCUUCAGAUAGACGACACGAGCCAAACGAACCUGAAGACCUUGAACCAACACCAGAUAUUGAAGGAAUCCUGCCUUCGCGUGGUAGACCAGCUGCGAUGGGAUAUGUUUGCUUUGUGGUGGAAAUAUAUCACUGAUCCAAGCAAUACAAAUGGCAGCAAGCAGCAGCAAUUCAAGAGUGAUAUUUUGGAGAUCCGCGAUCGAAUCGUGAAUAUUGGAGGGAAGAUUAAAUUGUUGGAACGGGAGAUUAAGGGGCUCAAGAGCACGGAAAACGUACGAUCAGGCACUCAUCAACCCUACCAUCAGGCUCGAGAUCCAACCCUCUUACUUGGAGGUAUUGACCAGGGAUGGCCGUCAGACUACUUGUCUCCACUGAGUGUUCGUCUCAAAAUGCAAACCAUCUCUUCGACAGAGGAUGAACCGAUACCUGAUGGACUUGAGAGUGUCUUUAACCAGAUAAAAGCAAGGCUUGCCUCAUCCAUGUCACAGCACAUGUUGGAAGCUGCGAGGAAUCUGUUUCGGGAGUUCUAUUUCCUGAUUCCCCCGAGUGAGCGACAACCAUCUCCUGGGAAAUAUUAUCCACAAUUUCACGACAAAGUGGAUGAAUGUUGGAGAGAUCAAUGGAACCAAAGGCAACCAUGGCGGCCACUUUACAUGGAAUGGGAAGCAGAGUACAUCCACAUCCCCUUUGAACAUUGGUCGUUGGGUGAACAGGCCGCUCGCCUAUCAGAGAAUAAUCAAAUCCGCUAUGGAGUAAAGAUAGACAGCGGCGCUCCUCUGUGGGAAGAGCUUACAAAGCCCUCGGAGGGCGGAAAGCCUUCGACUCUUGACAGGCGUUUGAUCUCCGGCCGCGGGCUGAUUCUUCCUCAGCCAAGUUUUUCUCUUGAUGCGCGGGUCCGCCAGUUAUUCUCAACCAUUCCUGAACAGGAACUCGACGACCACAUCACCGAAGAAGAGAGAAAGUACUUGCUUGAGCACAUUCCUCGAAUGCCAUAUCUAUCUGGGCCACUCUCUGGGCUGACUGAUGGCCUCUUAACUCUGGCACACGGUACGCAUAUUAAGCCUCUGGCCAGGACGAUCGGCCCAGAGGGUGAACGGAUGACUGCAAUUAAGUCAGCUUGCGUCCUCCAGGCCGGAUUCGAUGACAAAGCGUUGGAAAUGAUCCAGGGGCAUUCUGCUCUUACCCCGCUAGCUGCCACCGUAGCCUGGCCUGAUCAGACCCAUUGUCCUUUCAAACCAGUAACCCAUGGACAGGUCAGAUUCCGAAAACUCAACAUUAUCGACAAAUUUGGCCAGACAUUGGUGGCCAUCGAUCCUGAGCCACGGACUACCGGGCCUCCACCUUUGUACCCGUGCAUCAGCGACUUUUACGAGCCUCAAAAGGCCAACGAUCAAGAUGCCAAUACGGUUCUCCAAGAGCCUGAUGGCAACUGUCAAUUCUUCCAGAUUCCUCCGCAAAUUGGUCAGAACUCGAGACUUAAUGCAUGCUUUGUUACCCGCAAUGAACCAGACACCUCAACAAAUGAGAAGAAGGCUUAUUGGCGUCCCACAACGGAGUGGGAAAACCCAAUUUGGGGCUGGGUAGUCACCAACUAUGCCGAUGAAGGCAUCCAAUUCUUCCUUCCGGAUGGAACAUUCUACAGUGAGGUCAGGGUGGGUGGACAUCUGGAGACAGUUAAAACACCCAAAUGGAUGCCAUUUAAGCCUGAUCCCUCUGCGGAAGUACACAACGAUCCUAAUCGCAAAAAGUUCGAUGCGCUCAUUGAAAAGCUCAGUGAUAUUGACUAUCUGAGAGCAUUUUGGUAUAUGGUCGUCAACGCACUGGACAGCUUGCCACCAACACCGAACUCCUACGCCCAGUAUCUGACAGCGAUUGUUGGAAAGCCACUCGCGCUCGUUAAUAUGGGAUGGUCCCUUGAACUAGACCGUCCUCCACUACAGAACCAAGCGACCAACACCAUGAUGAAAGAACCGAGCCCGUCAUUAUCCAACCGUCCUGAUAAGCAGUAUUACGAGCUACAAGUCAAACUGGGCGACAAGGAGCGCGAGUACGAUGGCAUGGUGGGAUAUUUCAACUUGACCAAGACAGAAGAUGCUUCUGAAGGCGAAGAGCUCAACCUGGAUAUCAUUCAGACUUACUUUGCCACCCCCGAUAACAAAUUCCCGUCGUUGAAGGCUAUUACAUCCGAAACCCAUCCAAAGUUCCGUCCAUUCUGGGAAUCGCCCUGGAAGACAGACCCUCCAUCUGGCUCGGACUUCUGCAACCCAGCCGACUAUGACAAUCGCCGAAACAGUCACCUGAAGGUCUUUGGUGCCCUAGUGGACCCCUUCACGCCUAUCCAUGCGUAUUCUUCCUUCUUACCCGCUCAAUCCUUACAGCUGGCACCAUGGACAUGGCAGGAAGCCAUGAGCAAAGUCACAGCCUUCUUCCAUGCCGGGCCCAUCACGCUAACUGCCGACGUGAAAGAGUAUGACCCCACUCGAGCCCUGACACAGGAAAACAUGAACGAGGAUCCUCCUCACCAAGUAGGCCUGCCUGGAUUAGGAGGGGGUAAGUGGUCUUGGCUGCAGCCGUAUGUUGAUCCAAGCGAUGGGUUGUCUACGGAGAACCAAGAUACCGAUUCCGGAGACUCCGAUGCAGGUGCCGAUUUGCAUUCGCAGUCAUCAUCAGACUCGGCCGGAAUGACGCCACCGAUCUUUAAUUCCUAUGGGAUUGGGCAGACGGAGAAGCGUCUGGCGAAGCCGGGUUUUGAAAGCGGGCCAUACACGGCUAUUGAGGGGUUUUUGCAUCUGCGCAGACCCAUAAUGAUGGAUCAACCGGAGCAGGAGGGAGAGCAAGGAGAGCCACAGGUAGAAGAGAUAGGGAUUCAAGAACCAAGUGAAGGUCAUGAAUGA
Aspergillus glaucus CBS 516.65 is the source of this 4239-nucleotide messenger RNA. RefSeq lists its product as uncharacterized. Lineage: Eukaryota; Fungi; Ascomycota; Eurotiomycetes; Eurotiales; Aspergillaceae. The transcript is spliced from 2 exons. The coding region runs from base 1 to 4239 and encodes 1412 amino acids. The record is from RefSeq and is a predicted model, not a curated record.